AUGAAGCUUUCCGCAAUCACCGCCUUGUUGGCCGUUGGCCUUUUUAUGGAUGGAUCUCUAGCCUUCCAAUCGCAAUCUUUGUCGCAACAACAACAAAGAAGCACCAGCCUUUAUGGUUACGUCCCAUCUGGCUUCACCCCAGAACAGUACAAGAAGUUCAAGGAACAAGAAGCCAAGAAGAAGGCAAAGAAGAAGAAUCUUGGAAGCAUGGGUCCAAAGGGCUUCCAAUCUAGAAGUUUCCAAAGUUUCCAAGAAGCAUUGGAGCGCGGAGAAGCCACCCACUUGAUGCCUGUCAUGAAUGCUGAAGCCCGUGUCAAAAGCGGAGAACUCAAGCGCGAAGAUAUUCCGUACAUGCAAAGAGGAGGAAAAUGGGACAAUUCGGAUGUCCGUGGGGCGAAAAGGGAAAAGUGGCUCAAGUCCGACAAGGACUACUCUGAGGGUGGUUUCAGAAAAGAACAAAGUAUUUCUAUUUUCGGAUAUGGAGAAGGUCUUGAUUGGACCGGCAGCCGAGGACGAACUGGUCCUUCCGAGUCCAUUCCAGGAGCCGCACCCAAGUUUGGAAAAAACUACAAGCCACCCACUGUCAGUCAAUUGAAGGGAAAGUCUGAUGAUAAGCCCAAGAAGAAGUUCUUUGGAUUGUUCUAA
Molecule: messenger RNA, 645 nt
Organism: Cylindrotheca closterium
Lineage: Eukaryota; Bacillariophyta; Bacillariophyceae; Bacillariales; Bacillariaceae
Source: the annotation of a GenBank genome assembly